Messenger RNA from Leishmania mexicana MHOM/GT/2001/U1103, 606 nucleotides. Its product is annotated as putative vacuolar type h+ ATPase subunit. The record is from RefSeq and is a predicted model, not a curated record. The transcript has a single exon. Gene Ontology annotation, cellular component: proton-transporting V-type ATPase, V0 domain. Gene Ontology annotation, molecular function: proton-transporting ATPase activity, rotational mechanism. Lineage: Eukaryota; Euglenozoa; Kinetoplastea; Trypanosomatida; Trypanosomatidae. Gene Ontology annotation, biological process: proton transmembrane transport. Bases 1 to 606 code for a protein of 201 amino acids.
AUGUCUGUAUUCGGCGCAAGGAUGUUCGGCGCUGGCUGCAUGCUGGCGGUGGCUGGCGCGGCCGUUGCCUACGGCGUCGAUCCAGCGAGCGUGGAUGCCUGCAUAGCAGUCAUGUACCCGCAGAGUGCCGGUUUCUUCGGCUCCAUGGGUGCGGCGGCCGCCCUCGUCUUUGCCAACCUGGGCUCUGCCUACGGCGCGGCCAAGUCUGGCGUCGGCGUCGCCUACCUCGGCCUCGCCGCCCCUGAGAAGAUUAUGCGCGGCAUCGUACCAGUUGUCAUGGCUGGUAUCCUGGGUAUAUACGGCCUUAUCAUUGCCGUCAUCAUCAACAAUAACAUCCACACGGAGGACAACAGCUAUUCCUCCUACGCGGGCUUUCUCCACCUCGGCGCCGGUCUUGCGGCUGGGCUCGCGGCCCUCGGCGCCGGUCUCUCCAUCGGCGUCGUCGGGGACACCGCAGCUCGUGCGUAUGGUAAGCAGGACCAAAUCUUUGUGGCGAUGGUGCUCAUGCUGAUCUUCUCCGAGGCGCUGGGCCUCUACGGGCUUAUCAUUGCGCUCCUGAUGAACAACCAGGCAAACCGCUACACCGAUCUGUGCAGCACUUCGUAA